This is a messenger RNA of Coregonus sp. 'balchen', 28395 nucleotides long. The record is from the annotation of a GenBank genome assembly. NCBI's taxonomy places the organism in Eukaryota, Metazoa, Chordata, Actinopteri, Salmoniformes, Salmonidae.
AUGAGGGAGUGGGAUGUCUCGCUGACUUUUCCAUCUCUGGUCUGUACAACCUAUUACACCUGAGGCGGCGCCCUGUGAAGAAUGAGCUGUAUUAUUCACUCAGAAAUGUAACGUGUAGGAUUAUAUUAAUCGUUUCUCGCUUUAUUAUCGGAGUUUCUCGAGGCUAUAGGCUACUUUAGUCAUAGCACGAUUUCACGACUGUCUUUGUUUUAUUACUUCCGGGAAUAAAAGCCCUUCACACAGGUAAGAAGACGAGUUUCGGUCUAGGCCAUCUUUAUGGUCUCGGCUCCCGCAAAUUCUAUUCUCUCAUCAAACAUGAUUGUUUUACAUUUUUCAAAUGUAUUCUCACACAUUCCAUACAGCCUACCUAUAACAUAAGUGUAUGAGAAUAUAGCCUAGCCUAACACAUUCCAACUAAUUAAAGGUAGCCCAUAUCUCUGGUUGUGUUGUUGAAGGAGACAGAAUGUAAUGUGGCCAGUAAGUUUCUGUUUUUAGAGUGCGUAAUGUUCGGUAUUCUUUUCCAGUGACUUGGGUAGACAAAGUAAUAGCCUAUGCCAUAAAAUGUAUAGGAGGGUUAACACGUAAUGGAUUUGCCACACGUGUGCAAUGCAUAAAUGAAGGAAGGGGAAAGUUUGCUCGGUUGUUAACCUCGUCAUCAGCUGUCAGUGUCAGUGGGGACAGUGAAUUAUUUAUGGUUUCUGACCAAGGAAUAGACCAGCCCCAAUGAUGGCCUCUUUUCUACAGUAACACCAUAGUGCUAAAGCCUGUGUCAGCAUUAAAAGUGGGCACUUUCUGGUGAAUUAUGUAAAAUUAUAGAAUAUAACUAGGCUUUAUCAUAUAAUACCAAGGCUGUGUCAUUUACAGUGAAUAUUGAAAUAAUACAGAAUAUUGAAAUGGCACAUCAUUUGACUUAAGGCAUUUAAAUAGAGGUUACAGAAGAUUUGCUCAUACAACCAGGAUAUGCAUAGCAAUUUCAGACAGUCCUAUUUGAUCUUGAGGUGGUAGUGGCUACUGGUUAAUUACGUUUUUUUCGUCAAUUGUGAGCUCCUCCCCAUGGGAAACUGGUGUAAUUUUCCCAAGAGCCUAAAUCAAGAGGUUCUUUGUAUCAAUUGAACUAUCAACUUCACAUGAUUAUGGGCAAUUCCACAGUAAUGGAAUUAUGCUUUGACAGUUUUUUCACUUUAAAAUGUAUGCCAAACAAAAACCAAGUUUAACACACCAUACAACUCUAUGCACAAGGACUACGUUUAAUUAUUUAAACUGAAAAAAUGUACAAAAGCUAAUUUAGUGGAAGAACUGUGCAGAUGCAAACUUUGAUUUUUAUGCGACCACGUUUACCAAACACUCUUGUUAAAUAUCUGUAGUUGGUGACUACUAUGAUUUCCUAUUGUAGCCAAUUAAUAAUAAUAUGCCAUUUAGCAGACGCUUUUAUCCAAAGCGACUUACAGUCAUGCGUGCAUACAUUUUUCGUGUAUGGGUGGUCCCGGGGAUCGAACCCACUACCUUGGCGUUACAAGCGCCGUGCUCUACCAGCUGAGCUACAGAGGACCACAAUUAAAUUGCAGUAAUUCCGUUACAAAUAUUUUGGUAAUUCCGUUAACGUUUUGGUUACUGAAUUACGAGUUUUAAUCACUUAAUAAUUCAUAAACAAAAUUGAUAUCAUUAAAAUAAAUCAAUAUACAGUGGGGGAAAAAAGUAUUUAGUCAGCCACCAAUCGUGCAAGUUCUCCCACUUAAAAAGAUGAGAGAGGCCUGUAAUUUUCAUCAUAGGUACACGUCAACUAUGACAGAGAAAUUGAGAAUUUUUUUUCCAGAAAAUCACAUUGUAGGAUUUUUAAUGAAUUUAUUUGCAAAUUAUGGUGGAAAAUAAGUAUUUGGUCACCUACAAACAAGCAAGAUUUCUGGCUCUCACAGACCUGUAACUUCUUCUUUAAGAGGCUCCUCUGUCCUCCACUCGUUACCUGUAUUAAUGGCACCUGUUUGAACUUGUUAUCAGUAUAAAAGACACCUGUCCACAACCUCAAACAGUCACACUCCAAACUCCACUAUGUCCAAGACCAAAGAGCUGUCAAAGGACACCAGAAACAAAAUUGUAGACCUGCACCAGGCUGGGAAGACUGAAUCUGCAAUAGGUAAGCAGCUUGUUUUGAAGAAAUCAACUGUGGGAGCAAUUAUUAGGAAAUGGAAGACAUACAAGACCACUGAUAAUCUCCCUCGAUCUGGGGCUCCACGCAAGAUCUCACCCCGUGGGGUCAAAAUGAUCACAAGAACGGUGAGCAAAAAUCCCAGAACCACACGGGGGGACCUAGUGAAUGACCUGCAGAGAGCUGGGACCAAAGUAACAAAGCCUACCAUCAGUAACACACUACGCCGCAAGGGACUCAAAUCCUGCAGUGCCAGACGUGUCCCCCUGCUUAAGCCAGUACAUGUCCAGGCCCGUCUGAAGUUUGCUAGAGUGCAUUUGGAUGAUCCAGAAGAGGAUUGGGAGAAUGUCAUAUGGUCAGAUGAAACCAAAAUAUAACUUUUUGGUAAAAACUCAACUCGUCGUGUUUGGAGGACAAAGAAUGCUGAGUUGCAUCCAAAGAACACCAUACCUACUGUGAAGCAUGGGGGUGGAAACAUCAUGCUUUGGGGCUGUUUUUCUGCAAUGGGACCAGGACGACUGAUCCGUGUAAAGGAAAGAAUGAAUGGGGCCAUGUAUCGUGAGAUUUUGAGUGAAAACCUCCUUCCAUCAGCAAGGGCAUUGAAGAUGAAACGUGGCUGGGUCUUUCAGCAUGACAAUGAUCCCAAACACACCGCCCGGGCAAGGAAGGAGUGGCUUUGUAAGAAGCAUUUCAAGGUCCUGGAGUGGCCUAGCCAGUCUCCAGAUCUCAACCCCAUAGAAAAUCUUUGUAGGGAGUUGAAAGUCCGUGUUGCCCAGUGACAGCCCCAAAACAUCACUGCUCUAGAGGAGAUCUGCAUGGAGGAAUGGGCCAAAAUACCGUGUGUGAAAACCUUGUGAAGACUUACAGAAAACAUUUGACCUGUGUCAUUGCCAACAAAGGGUAUAUAACAAAGUAUUGAGAAACUUUUGUUAUUGACCAAAUACUUAUUUUCCACCAUAAUAUGCAAAUAAAUUCAUUAAAAAUCAUACAAUGUGAUUUUCUGGAAAAAAAAUUCUCAUUUUGUCUGUCAUAGUUGACGUUUACCUAUGAUGAAAAUUACAGGCCUCUCUCAUCUUUUUAAGUGGGAGAACUUGCACAAUUGGUGGCUGACUAAAUACUUUUUUUCCCCACUGUAACUAAUUGGUAGGUCUACCGUUACUUGUUACUUCUGUGAACUUUCAUUAUCCUCCCUCCUCAUGAGGGAGAUAAAUUAUAAAAUAUCUUAAAGAUAUGUGGGUUUUUGGUAACAGAAUUACAAGGCACAAGGCAAUAUUUCUUAAACUUACAGAAGGUUAACAAUUUCUCCAAAACUAAAUCUGAAGGUGUUGAUAUUAGUUGGCAGGGUUCUUUAUGUCUGCAUUAUUGUGUUUUGAUGUAUUUCUGAUAUCGUUUAAGACUUUUUCUGGUAGAUGUUUUCUAAGAUCUCUUUUCCAUCUGUUUGACCAGAAAUCAAAGCCUUUACUUAUGCCUAGUUUUUAAGAUGGAAACGGUUGAAAAAUGUAUCUAUGCCUUUAUUUCCCCAAAAUAUAGCUUUCAUUUGGAAGAGGUACUUUCCUUUGAAUAAUGGAUAGAACCACAUUGAUUAAUUAAUGUUUUUGUUUUUCAUUCUCUCUGUAUUGAAUAGCAGACCUAAGUAUCUUUAUGUGACCUAUUCUCUAGUUAUGGAUGGAUAUUCAUGGUCAGAAGUUGAUGUCUUGUUUCUGGAGCCCAGUGUCGAGUGUGUUCUUCAGACAGUGGUCUACUGCUGAACAGUGGGAUGAUUAGAUCCUGUGACUGUGCGCUUUAGCCUGGAUGGGUCUCUGUAGCAGAGACUGUGGUACCAAUGGGCAAUCAUGCAACUGUCUGGUAGAAAGGGAGUGGGUAGAUUAUGAAGUAAUGUGAAUUUUAGGGGGUAAGGUUUUCUGUUUUGGCAUUGCUUGUAUUUUCACUUUCAGUCAAUCAGAGUCAAAUCCUUCAGGACACACCCCUUUUAGAUGAUUGAAUACCGUCUCAGCCAAGGGAGUUGUUCUGUUUGCCUCAUGGCUUCACCUGGGUUCACUUUACGAGGGUGUGGCGGAACAUGUGACUCGCCUCUGCUGUUGUGGAGACACAAUGGAAACAUUGGUGAGGUGAGUUUUAUUGUGAGCCAAGACAUUUUUCCUAGAAAGCUUUGAAUAUCACAUUAUUAUUCAUUGUUCUUGAGGCAUUAUCCCCCAUCAAGGUGACUUUGUCAGCUUCAGAACAUACCUUUCAACAGGAUUCAACUUCACGUGAAAAGUUCAGUACUUAACAAUGCAACAUCACAUUGCCAACGUGAGAAUGUAUAGCACUGCAUACCACUGCUGUCAAAGCAUGUUUAGCCCUAGAUAACAAUUAACAAAAAUUAUGAAAACAUCAAUACUACUGAAGAUUUUACUCCUAGCAAUUGCCUCCUAGCAUUAGAAACCAUUGAUUAAAAUAUAUGAUUCAUGUCUUUUUAAUAUGAUAUUAAACAUUAAAGCUCAAUGGAACUUUAGAUCGGUUAUACGUGACAACAUGCCCUUUUAGGAGAUGAGUAGUUGAACAGACUUAAUAAAGUUAUUACGUGAAAGAAGAAUCAAAGAAAGGAUGAUGUACAACCAGGGGAUGUGUAUAAAGGCAGUAGUAAUAACCAGGGGAUGUGUAAAGCAGUAGUAAUAACCAGGGGAUGUGUAAAGGCAGUAGUAUUAACCAGGGGACGUAUAAAGGCAGUAGUAAUAACCAGGGGAUGUGUAAAGGCAGUAGUAUUAACCAGGGGACGUGUAAAGGCAGUAGUAAUAACCAGGGGACGUAUAAAGGCAGUAGUAUUAACCAGGGGACAUGUAAAGGCAGUAGUAAUAACCAGGGGACGUAUAAAGGCAGUAGUAUUAACCAGGGGACGUGUAAAGGCAGUAGUAAUAACCAGGGGACAUAUAAAUGCAGUAGUAUUAACCAGGGGAUGUGUAAAGGCAGUAGUAUGAACCAGGGGAUGUGUAAAGGCAGUAGUAAUAACCAGGGGAUGUGUAAAGGCAGUAGUAAUAACCAGGGGACGUGUAAAGGCAGUAGUAAUAACCAGGGGAUGUAGUAUUAAUCAGGGGAUGUGUAAAAGCAGUAGUAUUAACCAGGGGAUUUAGUAUUAACCAGGGAAUGUGUAAAGGCAGUAGUAUGUACUCCUGAGUGGCGCAGUGGUCUAAGGCACUGCAUCGCAGUGCUAACUGUGCCACUAGAGAUCCUGGUUCGAAUCCAGGCUCUGUCGCAGCCGGCCGCGACCGGGAGACUCAUGGGCGGCACACAAUUGGCCCAGCGUCGUCCAGGGUAGGGGAGGGAAUGGCCGGCAGGGAUGUAGCUCAGUUGAAAGAGCAUGGCGUUUGCAACGCCAGGGUUGUGGGUUCGAUUCCCACGGGGGGCCAGUAUAAAAAAAAACAUGUAUUCACUAACUGUAAGUCGCUCUGGAUAAGAGCGUCUGCUAAAUGACUAAAAUGUAAAUGUAAUAACCAGGGGAUUCUGUAUGGUAGCUAGGCUUGGGGCGAUAUACCGGGUAUACAGACAUACCGACGGUAUGAUUUUCAAUACCGUAAAAACAAAAUGGGUGCCACACCACUGCUUAUAAAUACAAGUAAAUUAUCUAAGAUGUGUCAAAUAAAUGAUAUCCAGCUCAGGGCUCCAGCUAUGCAUUUGGUUUGAUAUUUGCCUGCUAGGUGGCAAGAUCAAGCUUCUUGGUUACAGCAGAGACAUUCAAUCCCUUCCUGGAUCAAGAUCCAUGUUGCCUAAAUUGUUUUGUGCGUCAAAAAAUACAAAUAAUAAUAGUACUUCUUGUGUGCACAUUCGGUAAUACCGUAUACCCCGGUAUGGUACAAAAACUGUAUGACGGUAUGAACAUCUGGAUACCGCCCCAACCCUAAUGGUAGCUAGUCUCACCCCUGCCAUGAGCAGUGUGCAUCCUUGAGGAACAGCCACAACCUCGUAAACCACUGCAGUAGUGUGUGUGUGGGGGGGAUGUGGACGUUGACACAUGGCUUCCCAGCCGUCCCUACUUGGUAUAUCAGAGGGCCUGCACCAUCCAGAGAGAGAUGGAGUGGAGGGGCUAAGGGGCUGAGCAGGCCAUCCAUCACAUCCUGCCUGCCUGGCUCCUCAGCGGCAUACUGCCUUUAAUAACCACAAGUGCUGCCUCCUCAAUGAAACUCAAUGGAUCCUUCCACUCCCUAUCUCUAAGCCACAUUCUCUGUCCAGCUCUCUCCUAUUAAACAUUUAUAGAUGAUGUGCUUUUAUGCUAUGGCAAAUAUGCAUAUCUAAGAUCAUGAGGAAUUUUAUUUAGGCUAAUCUCUGUCUCGGUCAGGCAAGUCUAAACAUGCAUGUGCUGAAAAGGAGGCAUUCCACUCAAGUAGGUAGUGUUUGUUUUGUUUUGUAGAGAAUUCCAAUAUAGGACACCCUUGACCUUCAUCUGAAGUAAUCUCAGGUCAGAUUGAAUAUUUGUAGAUCCAUGGAGCCUGCUCAUGUGAAUUCCCCAAAACUGUAAGUGGGGCAGAACCUUGUGCCACAGGAUCCAUGCCCCUUAUCCAUUACAAGACGAGGGAUCACUUGAGUAACGAGAAAGAAAGGCGGUGAGAGAGUAGGCCAUCCUGUUUGACCUCAGGCUGUGUGUGUGUGUGUGUGUACACCAGCCUCGGUGUAAUUGCUCAGCCCUCGGUUUGGCCUCUGAGUGUUUUGCCUGCGCUAGUGCGAUAUCAGCCGUCUGAGUCCCCCUCCCCUCCUCUAAUCCUCCUCUCCCCCCUCUUCAGGAAUCGACGGAGGCAGGCUGAACACUCCUCCUCUCCGCCGAGCUCCCCUGUGCCUAGUCACACCACUCCCCCUCAGUUUGUCACACACACACCGCAAGCACACACAGAUCCACUGACUGUGUGCCGGGGAUGUGGAGCUCUGGUUUCAGUCAGGCUGCAGGCAGCCAGCACAGCUAUUGGGUUUGAGGUUCUCGUUUGCAUGCAGUGGCUGCCGACUGGCCGGGGUUCUUAACAACGCUGAUAUCAGCUUCUCAGGUAGGUGGAACAAAGUUAAUGAGGAAGAAGAUAAAGAAUCCGUCUGGUCUUUUACCUUGCUGACCUCUCAAUGGGGCCAGAGAGGAGUGCUGGGAUCGGUGAAUGAAGGGAAUCUGAUCUUAACCAUGUGACAAAGGGGAACGAGAAAUGGUGGCAUGUAAACACAUCUCAGUAUUUGCAUAAGUGAUGUUGGAGGGGCACUCCUACUCAGUGUACUUUGUAAGCACAGGAGGCUGAUGAGGGGAGGACGGCUCAUAAUAAUGGCCGGAACGGAGCAAAUGGAAUGGCAUCAAUGUGAAACCAUGUGUUUGAUUUAUGUGAUACCAUUCCACAAUUCCGCUCCAGCCGUUACCACGAGCCCAUCCUCCCCAAUUAAGGUGCCACCAGCCUCCUGUGCUGUAAGAUAUUCAUAUAUGCUUGUUAGUUUGUGUUGCAGUUUGUGGGUUUUACGAUUCAUUUCACAAGAGUGUUGAUUGGAGCUUACAAAUCAGCUCCUUUUCUUUGCACAUGUGUAGAGUAAGUUGCCAAAAGACUCAGCGAAGAAUGAGAGAGGGAAUUCAUGGAGAGAUUAGAAGCCUCACAGAGGGAUGGAGACCUCUGCUGAUUGGGCACGAGGGGGUCAUUAGUGAUGUGGAUUGCAUUUUUGCCCAGUUCAUUCAGAGUUCUCAUUCUCUCCCAGUGCCAUGCCUUUGUUCCUUCCCAUUAGCACGGUUUUCACAUUUAGUCCUUUUUCUCCCUUUCUCACCUCAUUUCAUGGAGGUUUACCCCUUUAAUGAAGCGCACAGUGACAUGUAGCCGAAAGGAAAAUUCCUUUAGUUCCUCAGGAAUCUGGCUGAGAGGAAACAGCUGCGGCUGGCCUCCAUAUUGUUGCCGCUCUGUGGAUUUGUUAUUUCCUGAUGAGCUGGUCAGUACGAGUAGAAAAAGUAACAACUCUAACGGCAGACCUCUUUGUGCUCCCCUCAACAGAAAUCCAGGAUGAAGACAUGAGGAGGAGAGGACGCACAGUGGAUCAGGGUUUCAACCUCACCCCUUUCAAUGGAUUCAGUCUGGGAUGUUUGCCCCCUAAUGAAAUAAAAUAAACUAAGCAGAUCCUUUCUGGGAUCAAGAGUGAGUGCAGGAACAGGCACAGAGAAAGUUGGAUAGUGGAACAAAGGAAGUUGGACUUGCUAGAUAGGUAUCCCAGCCAGUGUGCCAUGACGGAGCCCAACGUCCCCAGCUGUAGCAGCAGCAUCAGCAGUGCUGGCCUGGCAUGGGCAAAGAUGUGUAAGGAGUGUGGCCAGCAGCACGAGGGGGGCCAGGAGAACCACCUGUACGAAUACCAGGAUGAGGUAGAUGACGAGCUGGUGUGCCACAUCUGUCUGCAGCCCCUGCUGCGGCCCAUGGACACGCCGUGCGGACACACCUACUGCUUCCAGUGCCUCAGCAGCUUCCUGAAGGAGCAGGACUUCUGUCCCGUGGACCGCCAGCGGCUGCAGCUGCACCAGUGCCGGCCCUCCAGCCUGCUGGUCAGGAACCUGCUGGACAAGCUGACCGUGCUCUGCCCACACCAAGCUGAGUGCCAGCAGCAGAUGCAGCGCUGCGAGCUGCAGCCCCACCUGCACAACAGGUAAAUAGGGUUAUGUCCGGGGCACAGGGAAGAGGGAGUUGGAGAUGGGAAAGUUAUUUAGUUUAGAGUUAAGCUUAAAAUGUCUGCUUUGCAACAACAGUAAGUUAGCCAAAAUAGGAACUGUAUUUUACUCUAGUUUAAAUGUGGCAAUUAUGUCUAUGUCUGAAAUGUAUUUUCCUACGCAAUUCAUUUGGAGUUAAUGGGUACACAGGCCUGUCAAAGGUAAAAAUCAAAUCAAAUCAAAAUGUAUUUGUCACAUGCACUGAAUACAACAGGAAAUGCUUACUUAAAAUAAUAAUAAUAAUAUGCCAUUUAGCAGACGCUUUUAUCCAAAGCGACUUACAGUCAUGUGUGCAUACAUUUUUACGUAUGGGUGGUCCCGGGGAUCGAACCCACUACCCUGGCGUUACAAGCGCCAUGCUCUACCAAUUGAGCUAAAUCCCUUAACCAACAAUGCAGUUCAAUUGAGUUUAAAAAAAAAAAAAAAAGUUACACAAUAACAAUACCGAGGCUAUAUAGAGGGGUUACCGGUAACGAGUCAAUGUGCGAGGGUACAGGUUAGCCGAGGUAAUUUGUACAGGUAGGUAGGGGUAAAGUGACUAUGCAUAGAUAAUAAACAGCGAGUAGUAGCAGUGUAAAAACAAGGGGGGGGGGGGGGGGGGGGGGGGGGGGGGGGCAUAGGCAUUUAGCUUGUCUGGUAGGCUCGCGUCACUGGGCAGCUCGCGGCUGGGUUUCCCUUUGUAGUCCUUAAUAGUUUGCAAGCCCUGCCACAUCUGACGAGCGCCAGAGCCGGUAUAGUAGGAUUCAGUCUUAGUCCUGUAUCAGUCUUAGUCCUGUAUGGACGCUUUGCCUGUUUGAUGGUUCGUCUGAGGGCAUAGCAGGAUUUCUUAUAAGUGUCCGGAUUAGUGUCCCGCUCCUUGAAAGUGGCAGCUCUAGCCUUUAGCUCGGUGUGGAUGUUGCCUGUAAUCCAUGACUUCUGGUUGGGAUAUGUGCGUACGGUCACUGUGGGGAAGACGUCAUCGAUGCACUUAUUGAUGAAGCCGGUAACUGAGGUGGUAUAAUCCUCAAUGCCGUUAGAUGAAUCCCGGAACAUAUUCCAGUCUGUGCUAGCAAAACAGUCCUGUAGCGUAGCAUCUGCGUCAUCUGACCACUUUUGCUUGUAAGCAGGAAUCAGGGGGAUAGAAUUAUGGUCAGAUUUGCCAAAUGGAGGGCGAGGAAGAGCUUUGUAUGCAUCUCUAUUUGUGGAAUAAAGGUGGUCUAGAGUUUUUUUUCCUCUGGUUGCACGUGAUAUGCUGGUAGAAAUUAGGUUAAACUGAUUUAAGUUUGCCUACAUUAAAGUCCCCGGCCACUAGCAGCGCCGCUUCUGGAUGAGCAUUUUCUUGUUUGCUUAUGGCCGUAUACAGCUCGUUGAGUGCGUUCUUAGUGCCAGCAUCGGUUUGUGGUGGUAAAUAGACGGCUACAAAAAUAUAGAUGAAAACUCUCUUGGUAGAUAGUGUGGUCUGCAGUUUAUCAUGAGGUACUCUACCUCAGGCGAGCAAUACCUCGAGACAUCUUUAAUAUUAGACAUUGUGCACCAGAUGUUAUUGACAAAUAGACACACACCACCACCCCUCGUCAUACCAGACGUAGCUGUUCUGUCCUGCCGAUGCACGGAAAACCCAGCCAACUGUAUAUUAUCUGUGACGUCGUUCAGCCCGACUCUGUGAAACAUAAGAUAUUACAGUUUUUAAUGUCCCUUUGGUAGGAUAGUCUCGAGCGGAGAUCAUCCUGUUUAUUUUCCAGUGAUUGCACGUUGGCCAAUAGAACGGAUGGUAGAGGCGGGUUACCCACUCCCGACAAAUUCUCACAAGGCACCCCGAUCUCCGCCCCUUGUAUUUCCGUAUUUUCUUCACGCGAAUGACGGGGAUUUGGGCCUGGUCUCGGAGAAGCAGUAUGUCCAAAAUAAGUUAUAAACGGGAAAAAACACACAAAAUACCACAGUUGGUUAGGAGCCCGUAAAACGGCAGCCAUCCCUUCCGGCGCCCCGACCAUAAGUCAGUCAGGUUUAGACUUCAAUGAAAUAGCUUUAAUUACAUAGUACCUGGACUCAAAGGAGAAGUUCAGUCUCAAGUAUGAAAAUGUAUGCACUCACUAACUGUAAGUCGCUCUGGAUAAGAGUGUCUGCUAAAUGACGUAAAUGUAAAUGUAAAUAUCAUACCCUCCAAGAGGAGUUUAAUUUGUAGAUUAGUUUUCCCAUUCCUCACGUGGCCAGUGGGGUGCUUAUCAUCUUAGUGGUUAGCGAGCAACAAUGACGCAGUCAGUAGUGGGUAAAGGUUGUAUUGUGAUAGCUGGUCAUGCUGCAGCCAUCCGCCCAGUGCAAACAGAGAUGAGGCAAAGUUCAGACAGCGGGACCAGCAGCAGUAGCUCUCUCUCUCUGUCUUAAUCACACUCGACCUGUCCCCCCCUCAGACUCCCUGCAAUGCAGUAAAAUAGUCUCCUCAUCUGCAUAGCUCCUCUCCUCUUCUCAUAGUCUCUCUCUCUCUGACUCCCUCAAUAGUCACACAAUCUAUUCAUUUCCACACCUCUAGCUUGAGCCCCAUUUAGCGUUUUAGAAUUGUCCUCCUCACUGAAACAAAUGAAUAAACAUAGAUUGUACUCUCUUUUUUGCUGGUCACACAGAAUCUAAAGGAAGUCUGGUCACUCAGGAUAUUUUAGGUUUCCUUCAUUGACAGUUUUGGACAAAUGUAAUGAGGGUUAAUUAAAAGAAGGACUGUUGAAUGUUGACCUCUCUUUUUCUCUACCUCUCUUUUUCUUUCCCUUUCUCCCACUCCUCCCUCAGAUGUCCUGUUUUCAGAAGGCUGAAGGAGGAAGCAGCGAGGAGGAAGAGACCCCCCUGGAAAGAGCUUAAGGGGAACAGGGGCGAGGGGGAGUCAGGUGCUGAUGCCAAACACACCCCUACGAUGACCCGCACCCCCACCCGGGGUGUCCUGCCCGAGCCUGGCCUUAUCAACCCCGCCUUCGAAGAGAGCGAGGAGGGUAAGAUGUCACACGUAACUCACUUCCUACUCCGCCCACAACGCAAACAGUUAGACGUCACACUGACGUCACUAUGUCUGAAGUCUGAUUAUAGGAGGAUGAUAAUGAUAGUCUGUCAGUCUAAGUGAAUAGCAGUGAGCUCCCAUUGAAAAAAAUUAUGCUUUUUAAGAAUGGAAAAAUCUAUAUCAGUGUUUAGGGCUGUGGCGGUCACGAAAUUUCGUCAGCCGGUGAUUGUCAAGCAAAUAACUGCUGGUCUCACGGUAAUUGACCGUUAAUUAACAUGAACACAUUUAACAUCUCCUGGCUUCCACACAUAGCCUACAAGCCACUGAUGCAGACCUUUGGAACAUCUACAUUAAUCCAUGUAAUAUAGCCUACACCUUCACAAUAAACCCAUUAUUUAUUUUAGACAGGUCUAAAGAAACAUGAUGUGAAGAAAAUGUAGUCUAUUUCAGAAGAACAGAAUAGCAUACUCUGAGUUGUCCUUAUGUUAGGUCCUGAUCUGGCUAUGCCAUAUGGCUGUGGGCUACACUAGUUCAUUUAGCAGGCAAGUAUGAAGAAUACAAUUGAACAAAGCUGAAUAAAAUAGAAAGGAUAUUCCCCCUAAAAAAAUCCAUGCCUUUUGCGGCCAGUGGCCAUUGUGCCCUUGGGUCUAAAUAUAACAAUUAUAAUUCCCUUCUCCCUGAGAGCUGCGUUCUCUGAAGCACCUGUCACUCACAUGGCUCUCCAUCAUGUGAUCGGGUCUUUCUCACAGGCUGUAAGUAAAGACAGACACAACUGCGCGCGUCCUUAUCCAAUUCCGAGGUGCAUAUUGAAGAUAUUGGAAGAACUGUCCACAUUUACUUUUCACCAGCCAACAAGAUGAGUAGGCCUGACGAACAGCAAAAGCACUAGCCUAUGUCAAUCUACUAUCCCCCAUAGUACAAAAACUGACCUAUUCUAUGCGAUAAAUAAAUAUUCCAAACAUAGUAUGGGGACAGUUGUGGGAUGGACUAGAUCCCAAAUUAGUACAACCACUAGCAUCAAAAAACCUUUUUUACGCAAUGUUGAUAAACUAUUAGGCUAUUUCUUCACAUUAUAAGCGCAGCAAUGCUAGGCUAUAAGCGCGAAUGUUCCAUUAUUGGGAAAACACCAUUAUCAAAAGUGACCUCAAAUGCGAUUAUGCAUGUAAUGCUUUUAUUAUGAAGGUACAUUUCUAUGGUGAAAGUAUCUUCCCCAAGCUUGAAACUCAGGUGCUGCUUAUGUAUGCCAGUUAGGCUCUAUACCCCUUGUAAAGCGGAUUCAUCUGCUUAAUUUUAAGAAGUUAUAUGAUCACUUUAGUUGUGAUAUAAACCUUAUCAAAACAUGUAGGCCUAUGAGCUAGGCUACAUGAGGUGUGCGACUAUGAUUUCAAAAAGUAGCAAAAAAAAUAGGUAUUGUUUCUUGCCUUACGCUGGGCAUCAUUCACAAGUGAUACGCUAAUAUUGUCACCCAUCAGACUAUUCUUGAUUGAAUCUUGUCUUUGCAUAUAUUAUUUAGUAGAUGUGUGAAAUUUGUUUUGAUUUAGAAUGGACCAUUAUCAUGCACCUGUCUCGGAACAGGGGCAGGGGAAAAAAUACAUAUCAUCUAUGCACUUAAAAAGCGAAUGGAGGACGCUUUUCCCGUGGGUCAUUUUCAUGCCAGCCAGGUAGGCUAUACUCCUGUUGUAAAGAAAAGCAAUGUACUUAAUAUUAGGAAAGUUGAGAAAUAAAUAUAGUAUUCCUAGCCAAUAGAAAGCUGAUGGGAUCCACCUCUUUUUAAUAGAGGCCAGCACUCUGUUUUUUUCACGCAAUUGCAUAGCCUAUAGAAAUGUUGUGCAACAUGAGCUCAUGGGCUCUCGUUAAGUGUUUGAUUAGAUUUUAGAUUACGUUUGCAUUGAUGUCAGAGUGGUUAGAGGGAAAAUAGAGUGCUGAGGACCAGGUAGUUAGCAAGUUUGGUAGGCUACUAAUGACCAUCAGCAGCAUCAGCGUAUGGAGAAGCCUAGCUACCGUGACUAAACGGUCACGUGGAAUUUGACUGCCUUUCAUGACUCGUGACCGUCGGUGUGGCGGUAAUACAGUCACCGUAACAGCCCUAUCAGUGUUAAUUGGGUCAACGAAGGUGUAAGGAGUUUAUGAAAGCACCCAGGGAAAGGAAGUGAGCGGAAACAGUUUGGCAGCUGUGUUGACUUUAGGGAAAACCCAAAACCCCUUUGAUGUGGCCAUUCUUGGCAAGAGAGCUGUCAAAGAUGGAGAGGAGGAGUAUUGCUGACAUCGUUAAUUUUGCCCCUGGAUUUCAGACACUCGGGCCAAAUCAUCGUCUGAACCUUCAGAACGUGUAUCAACCAGUCCUCCUAUAGCUCCUCCCACUAGCCUCCUCUGGUAUCAAUCUAACCUCUGUCUGGUAGAACCCCUUGAGGCAUUUUGUAAUCCAGUACCGUGGAACGAAGUCCAUCAAAACAAAGUUACCUGGCAACUGCCGAUUGAUAUCACAGAAAUGAUUACCUCAUUGUGAGUGUUUCUUGGGGAAUAAGUUGCCACUCGCCCUACUUGAUUGAAAACUAGGGUUGUGUGUUGGAAUCGGACACACAAUGAAAGGCAACCAUGGACCAUUGAUGAUGUGUUUGAGCAUAUAUGAAUCUGUGUGUGUGUGUCAGGUUGUAUGUCUCAGGUUGUUUGUAAACAUGUGUACCUCCACGACCAUGUCCAUCCCCUCCUCUCUCCACAGAGACCCCCCUGCGGUCCAGCCUGGUGGCCGAAACCAACGUGGUGGAGAUGUUUCGGGAGGAGCAGGAAGAGGAGUUGGGCCUGCGUAUCGUGGGAGGAAAGGACACGCCCCUGGGGAACAUAGUGAUCCAGGAGAUCAUCCGUGACUCACUGGCAGCCCGCGACGGCAGGACUGGCCCCAGGGGACCACAUUCUGGAGGUGAGCCAGGUUCCUCACUGUAAAUAAGAGGGAUAAUAGGUCCCCUGGAAAAUAUGUUCAGUCCUCUCCCCUCCAUCCCAUCCUGUUAUGUAGCUUUAGUGCUGUAGCCGUAUACUUUGAAAUGAUCACCUUAACGAUGGUAAUGGCUGUACUUUGUGUAGAUUGUGCUUGUUGGGAAGCUUUGACCUAUACAGUCAGGAUAUUCCACACAAAAAAAAACUAUUCCCUUGGGUUUCCAUGAUCCUCAGUCAAUAGAGGCAUUUGUUGGUGGGAAGGCAGAUAUUCAGGAGGAACGGCCCUGGUCUGGCUCCAUGGAAACAGGUGUGGCAGAGAUGUGUUGUCCAAGUAUGCCCCAUGAAACGGUCAUUGGUGAACUGUCACCGUUUCAGGCAGAGUCCCUUCUUCUGGAAGGCCAAAGUGCACAUGAUUGCAGACAGGCUCUGUCUGUUUUUUUUUAAUGUUUUCUUUUCUUGGACAGAAAGGGCUGAUUAUGACACGUAGUCUAGUGACCUUUUCUCUACGGUACUGGUUGUAAAUGGGCCAAAAGGCUAUUGAAGAUUACAUGCUAGUGGUGAUGGUGUCUGAUGGUGGUGGUGUCUGGAGAUGGUGGUGUCUGGUGGGGGUGGUGGUGGUGGUGGUGUCUGGUGGUGAUGGUGUCUGUUAGUGAUGGUGUCUGGUGGUGAUGGUCUCUGGUGGUGGUGGUCUCUGGUGGUGAUGGUGUCUGGUGGUGGUGGUGAUGGUGUCUGGUGGUGAUGGUGUCUGGUGGUGAUGGUGUAUGGUGGUGAUGGUGUAUGGUGGUGAUGGUGUCUGGUGGUGAUGGUGUCUGGUGGUGGUCUCUACUUACAGUUGAAGUUGGAAGUUUACAUACACUUAGGUUGGAGUCAUUAAAACUUGUUUUUCAACCACUCCACACAUUUCUUGUUAACAAACUAUAGUUUUGGCAAGUCGGUUAGGAUAUCUACAUUGUGCAUGACACAAGUAAUUUUUCCAACAAUUGUUUACAGACAGAUUAUUUCACUUAUAAUUCACUGUAUCACAAUUCCAGUGGAUCAGAAGUUUACAUACACUAAGUUGACUGUGCCUUUAAACAGCUUGGAAAAUUCCAGAAAAUGAUGUCAUGGCUUUAGAAGCUUCUGAUAGGCUAAUUGACAUCAUUUGAGUCAAUUGGAGGUGUACCUGUGGAUGUAUUUCAAGGCCUACCUUCAAACUCAGUGCCUCUUUGCUUGACAUCAUGGGAAAAUCAAAAUAAAUCAGACAAAUUGUAGACCACAAGUCAGGUUCAUCCUUGGGAGCAAUUUCCAAACGCUUGAAGGUACCACGUUCAUCUGUACAAACAAUAGUAUGCAAGUAUAAACACCAUGGGACCACGCAGCCGUCAUACCGCUCAGGAAGGAGGCGCGUUCUGUCUCCUAGAGAUGAACGUACUUUGGUGCGAAAAGUGCAAAUCAAUCCCAGAACAACAGCAAAGGACCUUGUGAAGAUGCUGGAGGAAACAGGUACAAAAGUAUCUAUAUCCACAGUAAAACGAGUCCUAUAUCGACAUAACCUGAAAGGCCGCUCAGCAAGGAAGAAGCCACUGCUCCAAAACCGCCAUAAAAAAAGCCAGACUACGGUUUGCAACUGCACAUGGGGACAAAGAUUGUACUUUUUGGAGAAAUGUCCUCUGGUCUGAUGAAACAAAAAUAGAACUGUUUGGCCAUAAUGACCAUUGUUAUGUUUGGAAGAAAAAGGGGGUGGCUUGCAAGCCGAAGAACACCAUCCCAACUGUGAAGCACGGGGGUGGCAGCAUCAUGCUGUGGGGGUGCUUUGCUGCAGGAGGGACUGGUGCACUUCACAAAAUAGAUGGCAUCAUGAGGAAGGAAAAUUAUGUGGAUAUAUUGAAGCAACAUCUCAAGACAUCAGUCAGGAAGUUAAAGCUUGGUCGCAAAUGGGUCUUCCAAAUGGACAAUGACCCCAAGCAUACUUCCAAAGUUGUGGCAAAAUGGCUUAAGGACAAUAAAGUCAAGGUAUUGGAGUGGCCAUCACAAAGCCCUGACCUCCAACCUAUAGAAAAUGUGUGGGCAGAAUUGAAAAAGCGUGUGCGAGCAAGGAGGCCUACAAACCUCACUCAGUUAUACCAGCUCUGUCAGGAGGAAUGGGCCAAAAUUCACCCACUUAUUGUGGGAAGCUUGUGGAAGGCUUCCCAAAACGUUUGACCUAAGUUAAACAAUUUAAAGACAAUGCUACCAAAUACUAAUUGAGUGUAUGUAAACUUCUGACCCACUGGAAAUGUGAUGAAAUAAAUAAAAGCUGAAAUAAAUAAUUAUCUCUACUAUUAUUCUGACAUUUCACAUUCUUAAAAUAAAAUGGGGGUCCUAACUGACCUAAAACUGACUUUUUACUAGGAUUAAAUGUCAGGAAUUGUGAAAAACUGAGUUUAAAUGUAUUUGGCUAAGGUGUAUGUAAACGUCCGACUUCAACUGUACAGUCUUCAAACCCCUUGAAUUAUUUCACAUUUUGUAGUGGUACAGCCUGAAUUCUCACCAAUCUACACAAAAUACCCCAUAAUGACAAAGUGAAAACAUUUGUUUUAUUUAAUUUGGGCAAAUUUAUUGAAAAGGAAAUUCAGAAAUAUCUAAUUUACAUACAGUACCAGUCAAACGUUUGGACACACCUACUCAUUCAAGGUUCUUUCUGUCUUUUUACUGUUUUUUACAUUGUAGAAUAAUAGUGAAGACAUCAAAACUAUGAAAUAACACAUAUGGAAUCAUGUAGUAACCAAAGAAGUGUUAAACAAAUCAAAAUAUAUUUUAUAUUUGAGAUUCUUAAAAUAGCCACCCUUUGCCUUGAUGACAGCUUUGCACACUCUUGGCAUUCUCUCAACCAGCUUCACCUGGAAUGCUUUUCCAACAGUCUUGAAGGAGUUCCCACAUAUGCUGAGCACUUGUUGGCUGCUUUUCCUUCACUCUGCCGUCCGACUCAUCCCAAACCAUCUCAAUUGGGUUGAGGUCGGGGGAUUGUGUAGGCCAGGUCAUCUGAUGCAGCACUCCAUCAAAUCAAUUUAAUUUGCCACAUGCACCGAAUACAGUGAAAUGCUUACUUACAAUCCCUUAACCAACAAUGCAGUUUUAAGUAAAAAAUAGGUAAGUUAAAAAUAAAAAAUAAUUAAAGAGCAGCGGUAAAAUAAAAUAACAGUAGGGAGACUAUAUACAGGGUGUCACGAUCGUCAGGGAGAGACCAAGGCGCAGCGUUGCAGGUUAACAUAUUUAUAUUUAUUUAAUGAUCACACGAUCAAAACAACAAACGAAAAACGUGACGUCUAUGGUUUAAACACAAACCAACACGAACAAGAAACCACAAACACAAAGUGAAAGACAGACAGUUAAAUAUGGCUCCCAAUCAGAGACAACCAGCUGACACUCGUUGCCUCUGAUUGGGAGUCACUCAGGCCAACAUAGAUAGACAACGACUAGAACCUAAACAAAAUAAACACCCUGGCUCAACAUACGAGAGUCCCCAGAGCCAGGGCGUGACAGUACCCCCCCCCCCAAAGGCGCGGACUCCGACCGAGCCAACCAACCACAACAGGGGAGGGACGGGUGGGCACUCCGCCUCGGCGGCGGAUCCGGCUCCGGACAUGACCCAGGCACGGGUUGUGCUGGACUGACGACGCGCACCCCUGGCUUGGUGCGUGGAGGAGGAACGGGCCUUACCAGGCUGACGACGCACACCGUAGGCUUGGUGCGUGGAGCAGGGACAGGCCGGACUGGGCUGACGAAGCACACCACUGACUUGGUGCGGGGAGCAGGAACGGGCCGAGCCGGGCUGACGAAGCGCACCACUUUCUUGGUGCGGGGAGCAGGAAUGGACCGGACCGGGCUGACGAAGCGCACCCCUGACUUGGUGCGGGGAGCAGGAACGGGCCGGACAGGGCUGACGAAACGCACCACAGACUUGGUGCGGGGAGCAGGAAUGGGCCGGACUGGGCUGGCGACGCGCACCACUGGCCCUACACCGGGAUCUGGAACGGGCCGGACCGGACUGGCAACACACGCCAGUACCUCUCGCCGUGCCUCUACAUCCUCCAUCCCCUCUUCGACCAGUGGCCCCCGUAACCUGGCGGCCUCCUCUGGCAACCCGCUGGGCCGCUCUAUCGCGGCCUCCUGCUGGUCCGACGUCGUGAGCCCCCCCCUAAAAAUGUUCUGGGAGUCUCUCCUCCCCGUGGGCCAGGCCUCGAUAAUUCUCGCCCAACUCUCGCUCUUCUGCUUCCAAUCUCCGCCAUUCAGCUCCUCAUUCGGCUUGACCCAGUCGAAGCUCUGCCUCCACUGUUGCCAAGUCCACCCACUCUGCUCCUCACUAGGCUGCUUGGUCCAGUUCUGGUGGUUUCUUCUGUCACGAUCGUCAGGGAGAGACCAAGGCGCAGCGUUGCAGGUGAACAUAUUUAUAUUUAUUUAAUGAUCACACGAUCAAAACGAAAAACGUGACGUCUAUGGUUUAAACACGAACAAGAAACCACAAACACAAAGUGAAAGACAGACAGUUAAAUAUGGCUCCCAAUCAGAGACAACCAGCUGACACUCGUUGCCUCUGAUUGGGAGUCACUCAGGCCAACAUAGAUAGACAACGACUAGAACCUAAACAAAAUAAACACCCUGGCUCAACAUACGAGAGUCCCCAGAGCCAGGGCGUGAUACAGGGGGUACCGGUACAGAGUCAAUGUGCGGGGGCACCGGUUAGUCAAGGUAAUUGAGGUAAUAUGUACAUAGAGUAGAGUUAAAGUGACUAUGCAUAGAUAAUAAACAGAGCAGCAGCAGCGUAAAAGAGGGGGUGGGGUGGGGGGGACAAUGCAAAUAGUCCGGGUAGCCAUGAUUAGCUGUUCAGGAGUCUUAUGGCUUGGGGGUAAAAGCUGUUAAGAGGCUAUCUUCUGUAUACCCCCCCCCCCCCGCACACCUUGUCACAACACAACUGAUUGGCUCAAACGCAUUAAGAAGGAAAGAAAUUCCACAAAUUAACUUCUAAGAAGGCACGCCUGUUAAUUGAAAUGCAUUCCAGGUGACUACUUCAUGAAGCUGGUUGAGAGAAUGCCAAGAGUGUGCAAAGCUGUCAUCAAGGCAAAGGGUGGCUAUUUGAAGAAUCUCAAAUAUAAAAUAUAUUUUGAUUUAUUUAGCACUUGUUUGGUUACUACAUGAUUCCAUAUGUGUUAUUUCAUAGUUUUGAUGUUUUCUGUAUUAUUCUGUAAGAAAAACCCUUGAAUGAGUAGGUGUGUCCAAACCUUUGACUGGUAGUGUAAGUAUUCACAACCCUGGGUCAAUACUUUUUAAAAGCACCUUUGGCAGUGAUUACAGCUGUGAGUCUUUCUGGGUAAGUCUCUAAGAGCUUUACACCCCUAGAUUGUACAACAUUUGCCCAUUAUUCUUUUCGAAAUUCUUCAAGAUCUGUUGCUAGACAACCAUUUUUAGGUCUUGCCAUAGAUUUUCAAGUAGAUUUAGGUCAGCCACUCAGGAACAUUCACUGUCUUCUUGGUAUGCAACUCCAGUGUAGAUUUGGCCUUGUGUUUUAGGUUAUUGUCCUGCUGAAAGGUGAAUUCAUUUCCCAGUGUCUGGUGGAAAGCAGACUGAACCAGAUUUGUCCUCUAGGAUUUCCUUUAGGUUUCUUUCUUAUCCUGAAAAACUCCCCAGUCCUUAACGAUUAAUAGCUUUAUGCAGUAUUACUUUAGUGCCUCGUUGCAAACAGGAUGCUUGUUUUGGAAUAUUUAUUCUGUGCAGGCUUCCUUCUUUUCACUGUCAAUUAGGUUAGUACUGUGGAGUAACUACAUACAAUGUUGUUGAUCCAUCCUCAGUUUUUCAUUAAACUCUGUAACUGUUUUAAAGUCACCAUUGGCCUUGUGGUUAAAGGAUGCCUGUAUCUUUGUAGUGACUGGGUAUAUUGAUACACCAUCUAAAGUGUAAUUAUUAACUUCACCAUGCUCAAAGGGAUAUUCAGUGUCUGCUUUUAAAAUGUUUACCCAUCUACCAAUAGGUUCCCUUCUUUGCGAGGCUUUGGAAAACCUCCCUGGUCUUUGUGGUUGAAUCUGUGUUUGAAAUUCUUUGCUCGACUGUGGGACCUUACAGAUAAUUGUAUGUGUGGGGUACAGAGAUGAGGUAAUCAUUCAGAAAUCUUGUUAAACACUAUUAUUGCACACAGAGUGAGUCCAUGUAACCUAAUAUGUGACUUGUUAAGAACAUUUUUACUCCUGAACUUAUUUAGCCCUGCCAUAAUAAAGGGGUUGAAUAAUUAUUGACUCAAGACAUUUCAGCUUUUCAUUGUUUAUUAACUUGUAGAAAUUUCGAAAAAUUAUUGACUCAAGACAUUUCAGCUUUUCAUUGUUUAUUAACUUGUAGAAAUUUCGAAAACAUUUUGCCUUUUGUUUGUGUCAACAAAUGACGGUGGACACUAGUUGGUAGAGUAAUGUGACCUAUCAAAAUGUUAAGGGUUUAUUCAAAGUGAUACAUUGUGGAGAGUAGAUCCUGAACUAUUUCAAAACAGAUGUAAACAAUAUACAAUGCAUUCACCUGGUUUCCAUCCAGAGGGUAGAUCUAGGGAACAGAGAUAGUAUGUCUAAGGGUGUUUCACAAAGAUGCAGCUUCCUUUCUUCCCACGAUCUUGCUCCCUCUCUCCUCCUUGGAUUUCUCCUCCCACGGCUGUCCUGGAAUGUGACGGUGCCACAGUAAACUGAGCUGACGGACCAGUUCACUCUCUACUCUGGCAGGGGUGCAGGACAAUGCCUGAGCCCAUCUCUUCCUCGGGGCUGACCAAUCAAAAAUGUGGAAUUUGGAAUGAAAACACCUCUCAUCUAACCUCACUGGCUGCCUCGGGAGCAGUAAUAUAACCCCUCACUUUUUGGCUCUUUUGUGGACGGCUAGUGGCUAUAAAGAGAUACUGUAUGUGUGAAGGAGCAGAGAUUGCGUUCCUAAUUUGUUGCAAUUGAAUCUCUCUCUUCCCCUUGAGUUGAUCCAUUGAUUUUAAGAAGGGCUCAGUUGGUAGACCAUGGCGCUUGCAACGCCAGGGUUGUGGGUUUGAUUCCCACGGGGGGCCAGUAUGAAAAUGUAUGCACUCACUAACUGUAAGUUGCUCUGGAUAAGAGCGUCUGCUAAAUGACUAAAAUGUUUGUAAAGCUGGAAUUGCUCAAAAAUUAUUUUGUACGUCUAUUCUACCGGAGGUCGGUACAAUGCCUCAAUACAAUCCAUCAACCAACAUGAAUCGAGGUACCUGCGGUUUUUGACUAGACAUGCCAAAGAUAAGUGUUUCCCCUAUAUGCAUUUAGCAGCGGCGCACUGCCACUGCUAAAUCGUGGCCGCCACUGCAAAACAUUUUUACAAACUAAAAUAAAUGUUUUUUUUGUUUUAGUUUUAAUAAUAAUUUUCGGGAUGGUAAAACGUUUUCAGUGUAAAUUUAAAUGACUGAAACCAGAUAUAAAGUAUGUAGAAAAUAUAAUAGAGCAAUAUAGUUUUUACAAGAACAUAUUGGAGAAUUUACAAUCGCCUAAAUAAAAACUAGACAGGGAUAAUCUAAAGUUCUAAAAAUGGCAUGGCAUGGGGUCCCCAUUGAUUUUGUUAUAAUGUUUGAGUGUCUCAGAUAGCAUAAGCCAUGGCAAAAUGUGGAAAAUUGCUGAAAAUUAGCUUUGAAACAGACAUUUUUAUCUCAGCCCCAAGUGUAGAAUUGCAAGAAACUAGCAUUAAAACUGUUAAAUGUUCUCUCUGCCCCAUGGCAAAAUGUGUAGAAUUGCAGAUAAUUAGCUUUAAAACAGCAAAAAUUGUCUCUGUGGCCAAGAGGAAGUCCUCUAAAAGAAUGCUGUUAAUUGACUACAGCUCAGCGUUCAACACCAUAGUGCCCUCCAAGCUCAUCACUAAGCUAUGGACCCUGGGAUUAAACACCUCCCUCUGCAACUGGAUCCUGGACUUCCUGACGGGCCGCCCCCAGAUGGUGAGGGUAGGCAACAACACAUCUGCCACGCUGAUCCUUAACAUGGGGCCCCUCAGGGGUGCGUGCUGUGUCCCCUCCUGUAUGGCAACUGCUUGGUAUCCGACCAUAAGGCGCUACAGAGGGUAGUGUGUAUGGCCCAGUACAUCACUGGGGCCGAGCUCCCUGCCAUCCAGGACCUCUAUACCAGGCGGUGUAAGAGGAAGGCCCUAAAAAUGGUCAAAGACUCCAGCCACCGAAGUCAUAGAUUGUUCUCUCUGCUACUGCACAGCAAGCAGUAACGAUGUACCAAGUCUGGAACCAACAGGACCCUGAACAGCUUCUACCCCCAAACCAUAAGACUGCUAAAUAGUUAACCAAAUAGCUACCCGGACUAUCUGCAUUGACCCUUUUUGCACUAACGCUUUUGACUCAUCACAUACGCUGCUGCUACUGUUUAUUAUCUAUCCUGUUGCCUAGUCACUUUAUCCCUACUUAUAUGUACAUAUCUACCUCAAUUACCUCGUACCCCUGCACAUCGACGCGGUACUGGUACCCCGUGUAUAUAGCCAAGUCAUCAUUACUCAUUGUGUAUUUUUUCCUUGUGUUAUUAUUUGUAUACAUUUUUUUUCUCUCUCUCUGCAUUGUUGGGAAGGGCCCGUAAGUAAGCAUUUCACUCAUAGCAUACACCUGUUGUUUUUACAAAGCAUGUGACAAAUAACAUUUGAUUGGAUUUGAAUUAUAUCUUGAAGAGGAAAAAAGUAUUUUAUUUCCACUAUACAUCAGCGCAGGGACCAGUCACUUCCCACAGCUGUUGAUACUUUGUAUAUUUAGUCCACCUGCAGUGUUUCAGAGGGCUGCUGUAUCAGUGACAGUGUUACUGACCAUGUGGUGUUGUGUUUUCUAGGUGAAUGGCAUCAGCCUAGCCUCUAUCCCACACGGCUGGGCCAUCUCCAUGCUGCGGCGGCCAUGUCCCUUGCUCAGACUCAUCGUCACGCAGGAGAAGGGCUUCAACCCCCGUCACCCACAACGCCCUGGUCUCGAGCACCACCCGCCCCCCUCCCCCAUCACACCCACCACCUCCCCUCCCUCUCACAGUCCCCACAGCACUGCCCACAGCCAGGGCACGGUGAUCCAGGUGACGCUGGUGAAGAGGGACCGCUCGGACCCGCUAGGUAUCAAACUGAUCCGCAAGUCGGACGAGACAGGGAUCUUCAUUCUGGACCUGCUGGCGGGGGGGCUGGCGGCCAAGGACGGGAAACUAUGCAACAAUGACAAGGUGCUGGCCAUCAACGGGCAAGACCUGAGACACGGCACCCCAGAGAGCGCUGCACAGAUCAUACAGGUAUGUCUUAUGUUGACAAGUUACAGCACGGCUAUUUGAUGGAGACCAAAGAAUGGAAAUAGGAUUCAUUAUAAUCCCUUAAGGAAACAUUGACUUUCAUGUUAGCAGAGGUUCCCAGGAUUGAUUUGCUGGCUGUGUAAUGAAUGUGAGGCCUGAUCUAUAUGUGUAUAUAAUGUGUGUGUCUGCAGGCCAGUGAGGUGCGGGUGAACUUUGUGGUGAUGAGGCAGCCGCAGCCCCAGGAGGAGGGGGGCAGCGGGGGAGAGGGGCAGGGCCGAGUGGCCAGGAGGGCUCCAGAACCCCAGUACUUCAGACGCCCCUCCACCUACAUGAAGGUAAACAGUCUCCUCCCCCGAUGUUUAGAACUUACAAAUCACUGUACUACAAACUGCUGUAUAUCUCGGUUAGUAUUGUGUAUGCUAGUGUCAGUUAGUGUGUACACACAUGAUCCUAAGAGCCUGUCAUGUUUACAUAAUGUAAAGGUAAUCAUGGCACCACAGUCCCAUCCCAGCCCUCUGUCACCAGUCCAGACUACCUAGCACUUCCACAGAAGCCCUCCUCACUCAGACAGAGGUGAAAGGGGCCUUGGGAGCAGACAGACGCCUGUGUCCCUGGUCCAGAGAUGAAAGCCCUUCUCUGGGGCCUGCUCACUCCAGAUCAAAAGGCCCAGGGUGCUGCCUCACUCUGCCGCUGUGGGGCCACUACCACGUUUUGUUUGUUUGUUGCUUUGGGUGGCAGAGGAUCAAAGCUGUUGACAGUUAGCUUUCACCUGCAGAGCCCAGGCUUUGAGUGUUGUUGGGGGGGACGGUUCCCUGCUGGGGGGAGGAAGAGGGAGGGCUCUCCUCCUCCCCUCCCCUCCUCCCCUCCCCCAGUCCCCUCUGAAGGUUUACAGACUCCAGAGAGAGCGAGAGAGAGAGAAACAAGGAAGCUGGCAGGAGCCGUGGAUUUUGACACCUGUGCUCCGCUACGAGAGCCAAUUGUCGAUCCUUGCACAUUACCUCUGGGUUUGAGUCCGCAGCUGCAUCUGAAAUGCUGCCUCACAUUGGUUUGGACAAGCGGUUUCACGAGGAAUCAAUUAAGUCAAAAGACCCAUCUCACUUGUAGAAAAUGGAGAGGGGAAGAUGAUGGGCGGCACAGCCCAGAAGGGAUGCAGAGUCAGGAAAAUUGUGCACGUUUUCUUUGACGCCAGUCUUCUCUGUUGGCCAGAAAUAAUUAUUAUGAAGUAGUAUUGAUCUUAAGAACAGGAAGUCAAUCUGAAUGGACUACUGUAUGCACCUCAUGAAUGUAAAGCAAAUGAAGGGUUCUUCCUGUUGUUUCCCAGGAUCCUCCAGGGGGCUUCUCCAGCCAGGAGAAGACGGUGAGUCUGAAGAAGGAACCGAGGCUCUCCCUGGGUAUCACCAUCGCUGGUGGGAGGGACUGCCGCAGCCGCCUGCCCAUCUACAUCACCAGUGUCCAGCCUGUCGGCUGCCUGCACCGAGACGGCACUAUCAAAACGGGUACACCUGUGAUCUAUGCUUUCCUACAACCACAUGACAGUUUUCAUUCCAUACCUUGACCCCAUGUAGCAUGGCUCAUGUUCAGAUUUAAAUGCCUACGGGAAUAAUUCUGUUAGUGAUGAGGUAGACAAUAUGCAUACCUCUUGCACAUUUAAUCGGAAGACCUUUUGAUGUAAGGUCAGCUUUGCAUGCAGAGGCUACAUCUCUUGACAUGGUUCUGGUUUCGGUUGCCUAGGGGAUGUCCUGAUGAGCAUCAACGGCGUGGAUCUGACCCAGCUGACCUACAAUGAGGCGGUGUCGGUGCUGAAGGCCCAGACGGCCCACGCCCAGGUAGUCCUCAGGGUCAUCCAGACCAUCUCAGAGGAGCCCGAGGGGGAGGGGGAGGCCGCCAAAGAGGAAAUGGAGUCUGUGGAGAACCUAAGGGAGGAUGAUGUCAACUGGGCCCCGCUGUGGACCCACUGGCUGGGUCUGCCAAGGUAAACACAUUCUAAUCAUUGGUUUGGAAAAUAACUCACCUCAACUUUGCAUGAUCUCAACUUUGCAUGCCUUCAGUUCACAUCCAUCUGUGUCAUAAUGAGUGAUAAUGUUCUGUACAGAGUGAAGAAAAGUACCUUAUCAAUUGUUUCAGGUGGCCAUUUAAAACAUGGAAGUCUUAAUUUCGUGCUUAUGAAAUAAAAGUACCUUAUCAAUUGUUUCAGGUGGCCAUUUAAAACAUGGAAGUCUUAAUUUCGUGUUUAUGAAAUAAAAGUACCCAAUCAAUUGUUUCAGGUGGCCAUUUAAAACAUGGAAGUCUUAAUUUCGUGCUUAUGAAAUAAAAGUACCCUAUCAAUUGUUUCAGGUGGCCAUUUAAAACAUGGAAGUCUUAAUUUUGUGCUUAUGAAAUAAAAGUACCCUAUCAAUUGUUUCAGGUGGCCAUUUAAAACAUGGAAGUCUUAAUUUUGUGCUUAUGAAAUCACCCUGACACUUUUGAGGAUCUAAUUUGUCCAUUUCCUCUCCUCCUCCUCCUCCUUACAGUCACAUGCACUGGUGCCGUAACAUCGUGUUGCUGAAGACCAAUCAGGAGAGCUGGGGCUUCAGCAUUGUGGGUGGCUAUGAAGAAAGCCACGGACAGCAGCCCUUCUUCAUCAAGACCAUCGUGCCUGGUACACCCGCCCACUUCGACGGACGCCUCAAGUGAGUUGCUUCACAUGGACGAUGCUAGUUUCUAAUAAUAAACCUGAGUGAAAAAAUAAGAGUCGUUACUAUCUGUGUGGGUGAAAUGGAAGAGAGGUGAAGGGUAGUGUAGGAGUAGUAAGGAGGGGGGUUAUGUUUCUGUAAGCCUGCAAUGUUAUUUGAUAAGGUAUGGUAUGUACUCCCUUUCAGGUUGAGGUCAAUUCCAAUUCAAUUCCAGUCAAUUCAGAAAGUAAACCAAAUUUUCCUCAUUUAAAGCUGCAAUAUGUAACGUUUUGGGCGAUCCAACCAAAUCAACAUAGAAAUGUAGUUAUAGAUCUGUUAUUCGCAUUGAAAGCAAGUCUAAGACACUGUAGCUCUGUUCUAUAUGCUUCCCGUUCUUAAGUUGCGUUUUUGCUUCUUUUACCUUCGGUUAUGUACACCAGCUUCAAACAGCUGAAAAUACCAUCUUUUUUUAUUGAAAAUAUAUUGCACAGCAGUUUAGAUGGUACAAUGAUUGCUUGUUUUGUCACAUAAACUGAAAUUAGGCGAACUAUUACAAUUUUUGCAACCAGGAAAUGGCAGAGCGAUUCUGCAUAUUGCACAUUUAAAAGCACACGUCAAUCUAAGUAACAUAAUACAAAAAUCCCCACCACAAUCCCUCUGUUUAAGCUAGAGAUAUGUGUUUUUGCAUGGGCUGCGUCUCAAUCCACCGUAUCCGCCUGUCUGCAUUGUGCACCUGUACAGCGGUGUUUGUCAGACCAUGAGAUAUCCAAAAAAUCGGUCUUCUCACGAAAACGUCUGUAGCGUCCGAACGGAAUGGCCUAGAGGUUAAAAGCAUUGAAGGGAGUUGGAAUUUCAGUAUACUUCCUGAAUUGAAAUGGAAUUGACCCCAACCCUUCUCCUUUUUGUGCAGGCCUGCCUCUCCAAGGACAGGAUUUAACAGAAAUACCUGCUUUCACCAUUAAUUAAACUGCAGAGAUGGAGCCAGCCUGGUAUCCAGUGCACAUAAGAUGUGUGAUUCUCCUGUAGAAGUCCAUUGUACUGUAUUUAGACCUUACUGCACAGCUGUUAGGAGACUGAUUAGGGUGACGGGUAGGUCAUUGUGUUACAUGUAUUGUGCCCAUCUCUGCCCCAUGUUUACUGACUGUCCCGUCCUCUGUGUUGUCUCCAGGUGUGGUGAUGAGAUUGUAGCUGUGAACGGAGCCACCACGGUGGGCAUGAACAACUCGUCCCUCAUACCCAUGCUCAAGCUGCAGAAGAAUAAAGUUACACUGACUGUGGUGUCCUGGCCGGGGAGCCUGGUGUAGAUACACACACACACACAACACACACACUCACACACACACACACACACACACACACCCUGCCCUGCUCAGCUCAUGUCUCCACUGAGUCUCUUGUCAUCUCUGCACACAACACCCUAGAAUCUCAUUGGUGACAUUCUUGGAAGGUUUGUUGUAUUGUUAUUUUAACUAGAUCUCUUCUGAUGUGGAUUGUAAUAUAGAUUGUCAAUUUGCACAUUGCCCUAGCUGACUAGUGUGACUGAAUAACACAUUUCAGUUGGUUCACUGCUUUGAUUAUUGUUGUUGUUACUCAAAAGGGCAGGUGAUUGUGAACAAAUCGGGCUAAUCAGGGUGGAAGAUGAAUUGACAAUCAGUUAACUAUAUUUCAAGGUAAACUGGAAGCAUCUUUACCGUUUUGGAAUGAUUGUUUUUACCCAUUUGUUAAUGAUGAUUUGGAAAAAUGCUACUGGCCUAUUUGCAUUAUCCAUAACUGGGAUAUAUUUGUAGAUC